Fragaria vesca subsp. vesca is the source of this 1046-nucleotide messenger RNA. RefSeq lists its product as uncharacterized. The transcript has a single exon. The coding region runs from base 105 to 710 and encodes 201 amino acids. Lineage: Eukaryota; Viridiplantae; Streptophyta; Magnoliopsida; Rosales; Rosaceae. The record is from RefSeq and is a predicted model, not a curated record. Gene Ontology annotation, biological process: endomembrane system organization.
GAAAGACUUGAACCAAAACACAACAUAGCAUUAUCAAACAACCCUUCUAAACUCCCUCUUAAUUAAGUCUCUAGCAUUCACAAAUAGCAUUGUUUGUUUUCCAAAUGGGGGCUUCAUCUAGUGCUUCUUCCUCCAAAUCAAAGAAAUCCACCAAAAACAAGGGUGUCAAAGACAUUGCAUUAACAGGAGUAGGCAACCUCAUUAAGCUCCUCCCUACCGGCACGGUCUUCUUGUUCCAGUUCCUCAACCCCGUCUUAACCAACAAUGGCCACUGCAACAACCCCGUCAACAAGUAUCUAAGCGCCAUUCUCAUUGCCAUUUCAGCCUUCUCUUGCUGCUUUUCUUCCUUCACUGACAGUUACAUCGGCAGUGAUGGACAAACUCACUAUGGAAUUGCAACAACAAAGGGUCUUUGGCCCUCAACCAGUUCUGGCUCUAUGGACUUGUCUGCUUACAAGCUUCGGGUUGGGGACUUUGUGCAUGCCUUCCUUUCCUUGACCGUGUUUGCAGUGGUAUCACUUUUGGAUUCCAACACUGUGAGGUGCUUCUAUCCUACAUUUGAGUCCACUGAGAGGGUUUUGCUCAUGGUGUUGCCUCCUGUAAUUGGCACUAUUGCUGGUACUGUCUUUGUUGUGUUCCCUAAUAAACGCCACGGAAUUGGCUACCCUUCUUCAAGUUCAGAUUCUUCACAAGACUCGGAGGACUCCUAGGCUUCCACAUACUACAUACAACCUAUUGCAUCCCAAGUUGAUUCACUUACGAGAGUACUGCUAGUUUGACAAUUGCUAAGAAUGAAUGCAUGCUUUGAAGUUUGAUCAGUUUGGCUUUCCAUUAUUUAUGCUUUCAUCUGGUAUAUGAUUUCAUCGUGUGUUUGAUAGUUUGCCUAAAUUUAUUGGUUUCGAUUAAUUUUCAUCCAGUUGAGAGUAUGUAACAGAUUAUCCUAUGCUCUGACUAAAUUUUUAUGAAUCAUAAGUUUAUGACGGGUACUGUUAUAUGGUGGACCAUUGAAGCCUAUUAUUUGAAGCCAAUAUUUUCUUAUUUGCACC